Messenger RNA from Chiloscyllium plagiosum (whitespotted bambooshark), 5062 nucleotides. Lineage: Eukaryota; Metazoa; Chordata; Chondrichthyes; Orectolobiformes; Hemiscylliidae. The record is from RefSeq and is a predicted model, not a curated record.
UGUUGCCAUGGGGGGUGGGCGUAGGGACUCGGCAAUUGCUAGUGCGGUACGCGCCCCUCUUUAUUUAUGAUUCGUUUUAGGGACGAAUUACGAAGUUGAAAGGGGGGAGUUGCAAGGGUUGGGAGGGGUUAGAUGAUAUCCCGUGUCAGGAGUGACUGCUGCGACUCCAGUCGCUUAACGGAAGAGCGGGGGUGAAAAGAGUGGAAGGAGUGAGGAGUAAAAGGCCUGGGACCAGGGCGAAGGACUGGCCACUCGACUGAGAUCUGUCAAGGGUGGAUAACAGCAGCAAACUCCCGUGUAAUCCAUUCUGAACCUGCAGGGAGGUGUACAGUGCGUCACCUGAAGUUCGGGCAGGGAGAGGAGGAAAGAGAUUGCCGAUUGUAACUUUGUGAGAGCCUCCGGCCCUGUUCAGAUAUGGAGCCUGAAUGCAGCUUGGAGUAUUUCUCGGAGCAGGUGGCUCAAAGGGAUGUUAGUCGGCGGCUGCAAGUGGGCCAGGAGCUGAUCGAUUACUUGGGUGACCCCAGGAAAUCUACGGACGUGGAUCAUGACCAAAAGCGGAUGCUGGACGAUAUCGUCGAUGAGCUAACGGGAUGGGUGAACUCCAGCAACUUCAAGGUUACAUUACUUGCUCUUGAUGUUAUAGCAGCACUUGUGGAUCGCAUUAAAGAUCGCUUUAAGCCCUAUUUUGGAACAGUGGUUCCAGCACUUGUAGAUCGUUUAGGUGAUACCAAAGAUCAAGUCAGAGAGCAAACACAAAAUCUUCUUAUCAGGAUAAUGGAUCAGGCUGUAUCACCCCAGUAUGCUUGGGAACGAUUAACUUCAGGAUUUAAACACAAGAACUUUCGGACACGUGAAGGAGUCUGCCUCUGCGUCAUCACUACACUAAGCACUUAUGGAGCACAGCCAUUAACAUUAAGCAAAAUAGUACCACACAUAUGCAACCUAUUUGGGGAUCCAAAUAGUCAGGUCAGAGAUACAGCUAUGAGUGCAAUGGUCGAAAUUUACCGUCAUGUUGGGGAGAAAGUACGUGCUGAUCUCAUCAAGAAGGGAGUUCCACAAGCAAGAUUGCAAACACUGUUUGGAAAGUUUGAUGAAGUGCAGAAAUCUGGGAACAUGGUUUUGUGUUUCAGCCAUGAUAAAAGCUUUGAUGAUGAGGAGUCUGUGGAUGGAAACAGACCAUCAGCCAGUUCUACAUUUAAGGUACCGGCUAAGAAAAUGGCAAGUGCAAGCAUUGGUGGGAAACGAUCAGCCUCUGCACCCGGAUCUAAAUCAGGGCCAUCAAAAGAUGGAGCAUUGGAUGAAGAUGAUUUCACGCGGGCGUUUAACGAUGUGCCUACUGUACAGAUUUUUUCCAAUAGAGAACUUGAAGAAACACUGAACAAAAUAAGAGAAAUACUGUCUGAUGAUAAGCAUGACUGGGAUCAGCGAGCCAAUGCACUCAAGAAAAUUCGAUCACUCCUGAUUGCUGGAGCUACAGAAUACGAUUGUUUUUUUCAACACUUAAGAUUAUUGGAAGGAGCUUUUAAAUUGUCUGCUCGAGAUCUCCGCUCACAAGUAGUCAGGGAAGCUUGCAUUACUGUGGCCCAUCUGUCAACACAUUUAGGCAACAAAUUUGAUCAUAGUGCUGAAGCCAUUGUGCCUACGUUGUUUAACCUCGUCCCAAACUGUGCAAAAGUUAUGGCAACAUCUGGAGUAGCAGCAAUUAGGUGCAUCAUCCGUCACACUCACGUUCCAAGGUUGAUUCCCUUAAUAACUAGCAAUUGUACUUCAAAGUCAGUGGCUGUGAGGCGACGCUGUUAUGAAUUUUUAGAUUUGUUGCUGCAGGAGUGGCAAACACAUUCCUUGGAAAGACAUGUGACUGUUCUGGUGGAGACAAUCAAGAAAGGCAUUUCGGACGCUGAUGCAGAAGCAAGACUGGAAGCUAGAAAAACUUAUUGGAGUCUUCGAAACCAUUUUCCUGCAGAAGCUGAUGCGUUGUACAAUUCGUUGGAGCCUUCCUAUCAAAAAAGUUUUCAGGCUCACCUGAAGAGUUCCACUAGUGCUGCAUCUCUUCCUCAUUCGGAUCGGUCUUCUUCCAGCUCACAAGAGAGCCUUAACCGUGCCUUUCCUGCUAAAUGGUCAGUCGCAGGUGGAAGUACAUCAAGAGUCCCAAGCAGCAAGUCUGCAGCUACCCCUGGUGGUUUGCAGCGUUCCAGAAGUGACAUAGAUGUGAAUGCUGCUGCAUCUGCAAAAUCACGCCAUGCCGCUGGACAUGCAGCAACAAGCCGUUUAACUGCAUCGAAUGUUCCAUCAGGAGCUUAUGCUUCACUUGAUGAUGCAUCUGACAAGGCAGAUGGUCGUAUCCGUAACAGGCAGUUACUCUCAGGAACUGCCACUGGUGCUGGUGAUGCUGCUGAUUCUAGAGGACGAAGUCGUACAAAAAUGGUGUCUCAGUCUCAACGUUUAACAUCAUCUGAAGAUAACAAAGGAUUACAGUCUACCAACCCAAAUAGUGCCGCCAGUCGCUCUGGUUCUCCCGGAAGAGUAUUGAGUAGUACAGCACUUUCAACAGUGAACAUUGGAACUCAGCGAGUCAUGCCCACAGGAGCUCCAGGGCAAAAACGCAGCAAAAUACCACGUAGUCAAGGAUGCAGCAGAGAAGCAAGCCCGUCUCGAUUGACUUUAGUUCGAGGCAGCCGUAUCCCUCGACCUAGUGUGAGUCAGGGCUGCAGCAGAGACACCAGCCGUGAAAGCAGCAGGGAUACCAGUCCUGUUCGAUCCUUUACUCCACUUGCCUCCAGACAUCAUUCCAGAUCAACUGGUGCUCUCUAUACCUCAGAAACAUACUCAGCUACAGCAGGGUCUGAUCGCUAUGGGUUUAAUCAGUCCAGCAGACUGUCUGCAUCAGUGAGUGCCAUGCGAGUCCUCAACACAGGAUCUGAUGUAGAGGAAGCUGUUGCAGAUGCUUUGCUCCUUGGAGACGUACGGAGUAAGAAAAAGCCAGCAAGGAGAAGGUAUGAAUCAUAUGGAAUAUAUUCUGAUGAUGAUGCCAACAGCGAUGCAUCCAGUGUCUGCUCUGAGCGUUCCUACAGUUCUCGAAAUGGCAGCAUCCCUACAUAUAUGCGACAGACUGAAGAUGUAGCUGAGGUCCUUAACCGCUGUGCAAGCACCAAUUUUUCAGAAAGGAAAGAGGGUCUUCUGGGCUUGCAAAAUUUGCUGAAAAACCAACGGACAUUGAGUCGUGUUGAAUUGAAAAGGUUGUGUGAAAUUUUCACAAGGAUGUUUGCGGAUCCUCAUAGCAAGAGAGUUUUCAGUAUGUUUUUGGAAACACUGGUCGACUUUAUUCAUGUUCAUAAGGAAGAUCUUCAAGACUGGCUGUUUGUUUUAUUAACUCAACUAUUGAAGAAAAUGGGUGCUGAUUUGCUUGGUUCUGUACAGGCAAAGGUACAGAAAGCACUUGAUAUUGCAAGAGAGUCUUUCCCAAAUGACCUGCAGUUCAGUAUUUUAAUGAGAUUCACUGUUGAUCAGACACAGACUCCAAACUUGAAGGUUAAAGUUGCCAUUUUGAAGUACAUCGAAACAUUGACUCUACAGAUGGAUCCUGCAGAUUUUGUAAAUUCCAGUGAAACCCGUCUAGCAGUAUCAAGGAUCAUCACGUGGACAACUGAGCCAAAGAGCUCUGAUGUUAGAAAGGCAGCUCAAGCAGUUUUAAUAUGCCUGUUCCAACUCAACACUCCAGAGUUCAGCAUGCUGCUUGGAGCUCUACCAAAAACAUUCCAGGAUGGAGCCACCAAACUUCUUCAAACCCAUCUUCGUAGUUUAGCCAGCACUACUCAGGGGUCUGGCAACAGUUCUAUAACACGGAGCACACCACGUUCACCUGCAGGUUGGACCAGCCCCCUCACUUCACCAACGAACACAACUCAGAAUACUCUACCACCAAGUGCAUUCAGCUAUGAUGCAGAGAACAUGAAUUCCGAAGAAAUAUACUGCUCUCUUCGGGGAAUGACUGAAGCAAUCCAGAAUUUUAGUCUCCUUAGUCAAGAAGAAAUGAAUGAACCUUUGAGACGGGAUGCUAAAAAAGAUGAGGAUGGAGAACUGGCCAUUGGUGGAGUUAGCGAUAUUCGGGGAGGCGGUGAUGCCACUGACUCAGGGCGAACUUCUCUGGAUAAUAAAACAUUACUGGUGAACACCACACCCCAACGUAGUAGCUCACGAUCACGUGAUUAUAAUCCUUAUAAUUAUUCUGAUAGCACUUCUGUCAAUAAGUCUGCCUUAAAGGAAGCCAUGUUUGAUGAUGAUGCUGAACAAUUUCCUGAUGAUUCUUCCUUGGACCAGUCUGAUUUGGUUGCCGAGCUGCUAAAGGAACUUUCUAAUCACAAUGAAAGAAUAGAAGAACGUAAAGCAGCGAUGUAUGAACUCCUGAAAUCAAUUCAGGAAGAGUCACUAGGAGUAUGGGAUGAACAUUUCAAAACUGUUUUGCUGCUGCUUCUGGAGACACUUGGAGAUAGGGAGCAUACAAUCAGAGCAUUGGCACUGCGAGUUUUAAAAGAGAUUUUAAAGCACCAGCCAGAAAGAUUCAAAAAUUAUGCAGAACUUACUAUCAUAAGGACAUUGGAAGCUCACAAAGAUCCUCAAAAAGAGGUGGUAAGAGCUGCCGAAGAAGCUGCUACAGCCCUGGCUAUAUCCAUCAACCCUGAACAGUGUAUUAAGGUGCUUUGUCCUAUUAUCCAGACUGCAGAAUGUCCAAUCAAUCUGGCAGCCAUUAAGAUGCAAACCAAGAUCAUAGAGAGAGUCCAUAAAGAGACUCUGAAUCAAUUGUUGCCUGAAAUUAUUCCUGGUCUGUUAAUGGGUUAUGACAACACAGAGAGCAGUGUUCGGAAAGCCAGUGUAUUUUGCCUUGUAGCCAUCUAUUCAGUUAUUGGUGAAGAUCUUAAACCCCACCUUGGUCAACUUACUGGUAGCAAGAUGAAAUUGUUAAACUUGUACAUUAAACGUGCACAAACUGGCUCCAGCACAAGUGGCUCAGCGUCAGAUCUCACUGGUCAAAGCUAGAAAUAGCAGCUUUUUAAAAUGAGUCUAA